Penicillium antarcticum is the source of this 240-nucleotide messenger RNA. RefSeq lists its product as uncharacterized. Lineage: Eukaryota; Fungi; Ascomycota; Eurotiomycetes; Eurotiales; Aspergillaceae. The transcript has a single exon. Bases 1 to 240 code for a protein of 79 amino acids. The record is from RefSeq and is a predicted model, not a curated record.
AUGCCUAUGCAAGACGCACCGAAGAAGGCCGCCGCCAAAGUCCAGGCCACAACUGGUAUUGGCAAGCAACAACAAAGUGAGCUUGGCCCCAAUCAGCUCUUGAGUGAACAUAUGGAUGCCACUGGCAACCCCAUUCCCGAUGCUACCUGGGGUAUCAAGGCCAAGAAGCCUAACGACGUGCUCGACGAUGAAGCAGAUCUCUACACUGCCAUGAACGCCGAGACUGCCGACUUUGAUUAA